This is a messenger RNA of Phytomonas sp. EM1, 288 nucleotides long. Lineage: Eukaryota; Euglenozoa; Kinetoplastea; Trypanosomatida; Trypanosomatidae. The record is from the annotation of a GenBank genome assembly.
AUGCUCCUCCUCAAGGAGUGCGGGGCGGAUUUAAAUGCGGUCGAUCAUAGCGGAUUCAGCGCGCUCGAUCUCGCCGCGCUCUGCGGGCAUAAAACCCUCGUCGCACGGCUGUUGGCGGAGUCGGAGGUGCAUCACAUGGGCGAGGAGGGCCCCCACGUGCGAUUACGCCAGCGCGUGGAGGAUUUUUGCGAGACCGCGAAGAGUUUUCAGCAGCGCGAUGAGUUGAAUGAGAUUAACCAGCUGGUGUGCAUGCCGCUCGCGGUGCAAUCCUUCGCGGCCUCUCAAUGA